GCUGACCUGGCAGAGUGGCAGCGCAGUCCGCUCCCGCGCCGCUUUGUGCGCGCAGCCGCUGGUCCCUCCGCUCCCGGGUCUGCCCCCCGGGACGCCACCCUGCCCCGCCCCAGUCAUGCAACUCUACCUGCUCCUCCACUGUGGACCUUUGGAAAGCAGCCGCUCACCCCGGGGGCUCGGGCCCUGACCGCGCCGGGGAGUGCUUAGGUGUCCGCCCAGGGCCCGCCUGCUACUCUCGCACCCGCCGGGACACCGGGCUACGAAGUUGUGGGGACCAGCGCGAGUUGGAAAGUUUGCCCGAGGGCUGGUGCAAGCUUGGAGCUGGGGGAACACGCGCUGCCCUCUGAGCUUGAGCGGGCCAGUGACCAAAACCUUGUGCAAGUGAGCUGAACCAUGGUGCAUCCACAUUCUCCUCAAAAGUGAGACUUUCCAAAGGACCAAUGACUCUGUUCCCCAUGCCCUUUCAUUUUUUCCUACUCCGUAGCUAUGUCUCGAUCCCGCCAUGCAAGACCUUCCAGAUUAGUCAGGAAGGAAGAUCUAAACAAAAAGAAAAACAGUCACCUGAAGAAGGCAUCCAAACCAGCAAACAAAAAUGUGGCAUCAGUCAAGACAAUGAGCCCUGGAAAAUUAAAGCAAUUAAUUCAAGAAAGAGAUGUUAAGAAAAAAACAGAACCCAAACCACCUAUGCCAGUCAGAAGCCUUCUGACAAGAGCUGGAGCAGCACGAAUGAAUUUGGAGAGGACUGAGGUUCUUUUUCAGAACCCAGAGUCCUUAACUUGCAAUGGGUUUACAAUGGCUCUCCGAAGCACCUCUCUUAGCAGGCGACUCUCCCAACCCCCAGUGGUCAUAGCCAAACCUAAGAAAGUCCCACCACCUAAGAAUUUAGAAAAGCAACAUGAGUCUAAUUAUAAGGUACUUACUAACAUGGGAGUAAAGCACUCAGAAAAUGACUCUGUCUCAAUGCAAGACCCCCUAAUCCCUCCUGAUAUAGAGAAUCUAAUUGGCAAACAAAAUUCAUCUUCAAUUAAAAGUGACAGCCAAGGGACAACCCAGUCUUGGUCCCAAAGCAUAGAGGAUUCCAAAAUAAAUAUUCCUAUUCACAGUGGCCCUGCAGCAGAGAUCCUUUCUGGGUCAUUGGAAGGGACUCGUGGUGGUGAAGGACUAUUCUCUAAAGAGACAUUAAAUGAUAUCAGUAAUUCCCCUAGAAUGUUUGCUCAGGACACUCUGUGUGCUCCAUUGCUCCAAAGAGCAGCCCUCAAGGUUGCCUCUGAAGGAAACCCCAGCAUUCAGUUAGAAGAUUUGGGUUCACGAGUAGAAUCUCUUAAGCUAUCUGAUUCUUACCUGGAGCCCGUUAAAAGUGACCAUGAUCACUGCCCCACCUCCAGCUUUAAUAAGGUUAUACCUGAAUUGGACCUUAGAAACUAUUUGUCUAUUGGUGGGUCAAUAUAUCCUACCUCAUUAGUAAAACUCCUCUUGGCAGGCUCAGAACAGGAAACCCUUGGUGCUAAACCACAUCAUCCAGAGGUACUCAAAGCUACUCCAGGUCAACAGGAAGUUCCUGACACCACCCCUGUCCUUGGACAGCUCUUUAGUGCUGUCCCACAUAAAUGGACAGUUCCUGGUGCUAAUCCAGUUAACAGAGAGGCUCUGGGGGAGACCCCAGACCCACCAGAGUUUCCUGGUGCUACUUCAGUCCAAGGAGAGGUCUUGGGUGCUAUCCUAAAUCAACAGAUCCUUGGUGUGGCUGGUGGUACUGCCUCAGACACACCUAUCUUUCUUCCUGCUUCCCUAAACCCAAUUGCUACCUAUAAUGUUCUUCCAGAGUGGCCUGAUCCCCAGAGCACUGUUUCAUAUGGGCUUGAGGCCCAAGGCGCUAUGCAGAUUUUGCUUCUGGGCUCAGGUCAUACUCCUCAACCAUCAUCAAACUCAGAGAUAAGUUCGGUACCUCCAGUAAUGGCUAUACGCAAUAUAAAAAAUGAGAAGCAGUUUCAUAUAAGCUUUCCGCCAGAUAACACUCAGGGGGUCACGUUAGCCCCUGAGAGAGAACGCUGCCAUGUUUCACAGGGCAUUGCCCAGCACUUCCAGGCUGGUCCCAGCAGAUCGGAAGAAGGGAGCUCUCAGAUCAAUACCACAGCACUGUCUAGGCCGGUGUCACUUGCCAGUACCUCCUCUUCCUACAAAACUUUGCUGCCUACUUUGGAAAAGAAGAAACGAAAGCGAUGUGGAGUCUGUGAGCCCUGCCAGCAGAAGACCAAUUGUGGUGAAUGUACUUACUGCAAGAACCGAAAGAACAGCCACCAGAUCUGUAAGAAGAGGAAAUGUGAGGAACUGAAAAAAAAACCAUCCGCCAUGGUGCGUUUGGAGGUUAUAAAGGAAAACAAGAGGCCCCAGAGGGAAAAGAAGCCCAAAGUUUUAAAGGCAGAUUUUGACAAAAAACCAGUAAAUGGCCCCAAGUCAGAAUCCAUGGAAUACAGUAGAUGUGGUCAUGGGGAAGAACAAAGAUUGGAAUUGAACCCACAACCCCUUGAAAAUGUAACUAGAAAUGAAGAAAGUAUGACAGGUAUUGAAGUGGAGAAGUGGACGCAAAACAAGAAAUCACAUUUAAAUGAUCAUGUCAAAGGAGAGGUUAAGGCAACUGUGACAGAAGCUGAAAAGUUGAUAAACACUGAAGAUGACAGGAAAAAAGUCCUACUUACUGAUCUCCUUGAACCUCAAAAAUUGUUUGCACCAACUGUAAGAAACGGCAUUAAAAAUGUACACUAUUUACCAACUGAAACAAAUGUGUCUUUUAAAAAAUUCAACAUUGAAGAAUUUGGCAAGGCGUUUGGAAACAAUUCUUAUAAACUCCUGAAAGACACUGCAAACCAUAAAAAUGCCAUGAGCUCCAUUGCUACUAGUGUAAGCUGUGACCAUCUUAAGGGGAAAAGUAAUGUUUUAGUCUUCCAGAAGCCUGGCUUUAACUGCAAGUCUUUUCCAGAUCCUGCCAACUUAAACUUAAAUAGUCAUACUAAUACACCCAAUGAGAGUGAUCAACCAAAAUCUCUAGAAAAUAUACCAAGUAAAGAACCAAAAGAUGGAUCUCCAGUUCAACCAAGUCUUCUAUCCUUAAUGAGAGAUAGGAGGUUAACACUGGAGCAAGUGGUAGCUAUAGAAGCCUUGACUCAGCUUUCAGAAGCCCCUUCGGAAAAUUCGUCACCAUCAAAGUCAGAGAAGGAUGAAGACACAGAGCAGAGGACAGCUAGUUUACUUAAUAGCUGUAAAGCUAUCCUCUAUUCUGUAAGAAAAGACCUCCAAGAACCAAAUUUACAAAGGGAGCCACAAAGCAUUCAUCACUGUCCAUCUUUGGAAAAGCAAAGUGCAUGCAACACGGUGGUGUUCAAUGGCCAAAAUAUCAUUUCUAAGUCACACGACAGCUCAGCUGCUAUCCAAGCAUCCACAAAGUCACCGGAAUCUUCCAAAGUCAAAAAUUCAAUAUCUGUGUAUACAUCAAAUUCAAGUUCAUCUAAAAUUGACACCAAUAAAAAUGUUGCUCAAGGCAAAAUUACUCUUGACAGUUCCAAGAAUUUGCAUCAGUUGCCACCGACAAAUAACAAAUUGGGGUAUUGUAACCAGUCUCUGGGCAGCAGUAAAAAGUUGGAGUCAAAGGAUGACCUAUCAUGUCAAGAUACAGUUCAUAGUAAAAUAGAGGAGGAUGUUGCAACACAGUUAACACAACUUGCAUCAAUAAUUAAAUUCAAUUAUAUGAAACCAGAUGAAAAAAAGAUUGAAAGUACACCAACAAACCUUGUUGCACAUAACAUGCAGCAAAAACACAGUCAGGAAAAGGGCACAAUACAACAGAAACCACCUUCCAGUGUACAAAAUAAUCAUGGCUCAUCAUUAACCAAGCAAAAGAACACAACCCAGAAGAAGACAAAAUCUACCCCAUCAAGAGACCGGCGGAAAAAGAAGCCUGCAGUCAUAAGUUGUCAAGAAAAUGAGCAGAAAAAGCAGGAACAGUUGUCAUAUGAGUAUAGUAAGUUACAUGACAUUUGGAUAGCAUCUAAAUUUCAAAGAUUUGGUCAAUUUGGUCCACAUAAUUUUCCUAUUCUGUUGGGGAAAAUUCCUCCAAUAACCAAAGUAUGGAAACCACUGACUCAAACAAGUUCAGCAUUAGAACAUAAGAAACUAUUUCCUCCACUUACUCAGAUAAAAUUUGAGCGAUAUUAUCCUGAGUUAGCACAGGAAAAAGUGAUGAAGGUUGAUCUAUUUGAUUCUCUCCCCAUAUCGCAGUUCAAAACAGAAUCCAAUGGGCAGGCAUUUACAGGAAAAGUUUAUAAUUCUCAGGUACAGCCAACAGUGAAUGUCAAUCAGAAAGCUCAUCCUUUACUCCAACCCUCCUCUCCAACUAACCAGUGUGCUAAUGCGAUAGCUGACAAUGACCAAACACAGUUCCACCAGGAUGUGAAAGACCAACUCAUGCAUCAGAGACUGCCAACGUUGCCUGGGAUCUCUCCUGAGACCCCCUUACCAGACCCAGCACAAAUUCUUAGGAAUGUAGAUGUUGUCUAUUCAGGUGGAAUUACAGUGGUUUCUACCAAGAGUGAAGAGGACGGCUGUUUAUCUAAUGUUCGAGCAUCCGAAUUUUCCCCAGUAAACAAUGCACACAAAAGUUUUAAUGAUUAUGCCAUGAACUUCUUUACUAAUCCUACAAAAAACCUGGUGUCCACAACAAAAGAUUCUGAACUGCCAACCUGCAACUGUCUUGAUCGAGUUAUACAAAAAGACAAAGGCCCAUAUUAUACACACCUUGGGGCAGGACCAAGUGUUGCUGCUGUCAGGGAAAUCAUGGAGAAUAGGUAUGGACAAAAAGGGAACGCAGUAAGGAUAGAAAUAGUAGUGUAUACGGGGAAAGAAGGAAAAAGCUCUCACGGAUGUCCAAUCGCAAAGUGGGUUUUAAGAAGAAGCAGCGAUGAAGAAAAAGUUCUUUGUUUGGUUCGGCAGCGUACAGGCCACCGUUGUCCAACAGCCGUGAUGGUGGUGCUCAUCAUGGUGUGGGAUGGCAUCCCUCUUCCAAUGGCAGACAGAUUGUACACGGAGCUUACCGAAAGUCUGAAGUCAUACAAUGGUCAUCCCACAGACCGAAGAUGCACUCUCAAUGAAAAUCGUACCUGUACAUGUCAAGGAAUUGAUCCAGAGACUUGCGGAGCUUCAUUCUCUUUUGGCUGUUCAUGGAGUAUGUAUUUCAAUGGCUGCAAAUUUGGUAGAAGCCCAAGCCCUAGAAGAUUUAGAAUUGAUCCAAGCUCUCCCUUACAUAGCUACUAUGAAAGAAUUACUAAAGGACGUAAUCCAGAAAGAAGAUAUGUGAAACCGGAAGCAAUCUGUCCGGGACACGAGGCCAUGGAAAAAAAUCUGGAAGAUAAUUUACAGAGUCUGGCUACACAAUUAGCUCCAGUUUAUAAGCAGUAUGCUCCGGUUGCUUACCAGAACCAGGUGGAAUAUGAACAUGUUGCCCGAGAAUGUCGGCUUGGCAGCAAAGAAGGCCGUCCUUUCUCUGGGGUCACUGCUUGCCUAGACUUCUGUGCCCAUCCCCACAGGGACAUUCACAACAUGAAUAACGGAAGCACUGUGGUUUGUACUUUAACACGAGAAGAUAACCGCUUGUUGGGUGUUAUUCCACAAGAUGAGCAGCUGCAUGUGCUACCACUUUAUAAGCUUUCAGACACCGAUGAGUUUGGCUCAAGGGAAGGAAUAGAAGCCAAGAUCAGAUCCGGAGCCAUUGAAGUCCUCACACCCUGCCACAAAAAAAGAACCCGUUUUACUCAGCCAGUUCCUCGUUCUGGGAAGAAGAGAGCAGCAAUGAUGACAGAGGUUCUCGCUCAUAAGAUAAGGGCUAUGGAGAAGAAAUUCAUCCCUCGAGUCAAGCGGAAGAAUAACUCAACAAUGACAAACAGCAGUAAGGCUUCGUUGCUGCCACUUUUAGGGAAUAGAACUGAGACCUUGCAACCUGAAAUAAAAAGUGAAUCUGAACCCAGUUUUAUCUUCAGAGGCGCAGACAACACUAAAACCUAUUCACUGACCCCAUCUAUUCCUCACCCAGUGAAGGAGGCAAACUUGUCUCCAGGCUUCUCCUGGUCCCCUAAGACCGCUUCGACCACAACAUCUCCUUUUAAGAACGAUGCAUCAGUUUCGUACGGGUUUUCAGAAAGAAGUAGCAAUCCCCACUGCACAACGCCUUCUGCAAGACACAGUGGUGCUAAUGCUGCUGCUGGGGAAUGCACUGGAAUCACACCACCUGGGGAAGUGGGUCCUCUUCCCACCUUGUCUACUCCCAUGCCAGAUGCCCUCAUGUAUCCUGAGCCUCCCACUUGUCCAUCUGAGCAGCUAAAUUCUCACCAGCCAAACCAGCAGACCCCAUUCAUCACCUCUCCUCCUGACCUUGCUUCCUCUCUGAUGGAAGAAGAUGAGCAGCAUUCUGAAGCAGAUGAGCCUCUAUCUGAUGACCCCUUGUCAGACGACCUCCUGUCUCCUGCUGAGGAGAAAUUACCCCACAUUGAUGAGUAUUGGUCAGACAGUGAGCACAUCUUCUUGGAUGCCAAUAUCGGUGGGGUGGCGAUAGCGCCCGCUCAUGGCUCCGUGUUGAUUGAGUGUGCCCGGCGAGAGCUUCACGCUACGACUCCUGUCGAACACCCAAACCGGAAUCAUCCUACACGCCUCUCCCUUGUCUUCUACCAGCACAAAAACCUGAAUAAGCCCCAACAUGGCUUUGAACUAAACAAGAUUAAAUUCGAGGCUAAAGAAGCUAAGAAUAAGAAAACCAAGGCCUCAGAGCAGAAAGAUCAGGCAGCUAAUGAGGGUACUGAACUGUCCCCUGAAAUUAAUGAAUUGAACCAAAUUCCUUCUCAUAAAGCAUUAACAUUAACCCAUGACAAUGUUGUCACCGUGUCCCCUUAUGCUCUCACACAUGUUGCGGGGCCCUAUAACCAUUGGGUCUGAAAGCUUUUCUCCCCUUCUAAAUGCCUUUGCUAGUGCAGUGUAUUUUUUCAAGGUGCUGUUAAAAGAAAGUCAUGUUGUCGUUUACUAUAUCUUCAUCUCACCCAUAUGAAGGCUGAGGUUAAAAAAAAAAUAGGGUGGGUAUUUCUUAACUGUGACUAUAUUUUGACAAUUGGUAGAAGGUGCACAUUUUAAGCAAAAAUAAAAGUUUUAUAGUUUUAAAUAUAUAAAGAAAUGUUUUGGUUAGGUGUUAACCUUGAUAGAAUCACUCAGUUUGGUGCUUUAAAUUAAGUCUGUUUACCAUGAAACAAGAGUCAUUUUUAGAGGAUUUUAACAGGUCAUGUGCUAUGAUGUAAAAUCAAGAUACACAGUGUUAACUCUACACAGCUCCUGGUGCUUACCCACAUCGACACAGUUAAAGAUAAGCUGAAUUAUUAUUUCAUGGUGCCAUUGUUCCAACAUCUUCCAAUCAUUGCUAGAAAUUUGACGUAUUCCUUUGAAACAAACCAAUGAAAUGUUUUCUCUCUUAAAAUAUCUCUCCGGUAUAACAUAAUUCAUUAUUGUUAGUAAUGGUUGGAGGCUGUUCAUAGAUUGUAAAUAUAUAUUUUAAAAGCACUUUCUAUUUUUAAAAGUAACUUGAAAUAGUAUAGUAUAAGAUUCCUAUUGUCUAUUGUUUGUGCAUAUUUGCAUACAAGAGAAAUCAUUUAUUCUUGCUGUGUAGAGUUCCAUCUUGUUAACUGCAAUAUGUACUCUAAUCAUGUAUAUGGUUUGUUUUUUUAAUGUGUCCUUUCUUGUUCAAAUAUUAGCUACUUAAAUAGAUCAUGCAAAAAUUGUUAGUUAUCUCUAAAAUUGGAAUUUGGAAGCAUAUCAUCAAUAUUGAUUAACAUUUUUGGGGGGACUAAGUAAGAGUGGUCUGUUCCGAUUUAUGGAGCUACAGUGCCCACACCUUACUUUAACCCUAGCUUUCUCAAUAUAAUCCAUGAAAGAUGUUUCCGAAAGGAGAUGGCACAUAAUAGGAUUCAGAAGAGUCAAAUGCUUCUAAAGUUUCAAGGUGAUAAAAUUUAAAAAUUAAGUAGUAAGAACCCUACCCAUCCCAAAUUGCCUUAUUCUGAAAGUUGUUCUGGUACAGAAUUAGAAUAAAAUUCCUGUAUAAAUAUUUUGAAAACAAAUUUCCCUAUCAUCAUCGUUUCCCCACAACAUCCCAAACAAACAGUAGGAAUGGUGUUGCAAGUAUGGUUCUGUCCAUUAAGAGCUAAUCCAAAGUAGUGUAAGGAUAUUAGUUUUGUGAAAAUGAUAAUUCAUCCCUGGUAAUUACCUGUGUUCUAACUAAUGGGAAAAUAGGGAUUCCAUUUAUUUUAGUCCUCCCAUUAUUUUUACCUAUUACUUUCUUGAAUCAUAGCAAAACAGAAGGAAUUGCCCAAACCAAACAUUUAGAACAAGAAGAAAUUUCAAUUAAAUACUUGAUUCUGCUAAAAUGUAGAGGUGCUAUCACAUUCAAAGUGUCAGAUUCCUUGGGAGUAUAGAAAACCUAAUGGUGCUUCUCCCUUGGAAAUGCCAUAGGAAUCCCACAACCGCUAACACUCAAAAUUUUGGUGCAAAAGCAUACAGUUCCAGCAAAGCUUAAAGAAAAACUCAUUAUAACUUAUAUUAAAAUAAUAUAUGGUGCAAAGUAUCAGUUUCAAGCUUUUGACUAAUCCAAGUAAAGGAAUAUGAAGGGACUGUAAAUAACAAAAUGUCCAUUGAUAGACCAUCAUCUUGUAUAAGUAGUUUUCUGCUUUUGAAUAUGUAAAAUUGGAUAAUUCAUUGACUUGUUUUAGUAUUUUGUGUGCCUUAGAUUUGUUUUAAAACAUGUAUAUUUUUGUGAGCCUAAGGUUUCUUAUACAUAUAAGUAUAUAAAUAAGUGAUUGUUUAUCAUUUCCGCUGCUUAAAUAAGAUAUUUACUAGUAUUAGACUAUCAGGAAUACAACCUUGUGAUAUUUCGUUUUAGAUUUUAGGCCUUAGCUCCCACUAGAAAUUAUUUCCUCACCAGAUUUAAUGGAUAAAGCUUUAAGACCCUUUAUCCAUCCACCCAUCUAUCCAUUCUUUCAUUCAACACUUAUUGAAUGUCUGCAAAAUUUAAGUAUUAGCAUUUGUUUUUCUUUGAAUCAUCACCUAUGACAUAGUAACUUGAAGAAUUAAAAUCCUAGAAAGUACUCUCACACAUAUUUUUCAAGAAAUAGCAAAUUUCCUUCAAAACAAACUACUAUAUGAUAAAUCUUCAGCAAUUGAAAUCAGUUUCAGUAACUUUAGAAAAGUUCUGUAACAAUCUAAACUUGAAGCACCAAUGUUGACUAAGGGGAAUAUUGGGAUUUGUAAAGUUAGUUGCAGUUUACCAAAACAAGUACAUGAAAAUAUUCAGUCUCAACUAAAAUGUUUCCACUCAGUUAUUAAAAUUAACACCAUGAGUGGCCUGCUCAACUGACAACCCCACGGUGGGAACCACAUGAUUCCUGCUUUGUUGGACUCUAUUUCAUAAGUUUAACAAUUUACCAUCCCAUGGUCUGCCCUGUAAUUUUUUCAAAGCUCGUGCUUAUUUAAUGUUCAGCAUUGGGAUUGUAUGCUGGCUACACUGCUGUUAGAAUGCUCUUUCUCAUGAAGCAAGAAAAUAAAUUGUUUGAAAUGACAUUUUCGCUCAGAAAACUGGUCAUCUAACAUUAUUUCUAUACCUCUAUUAUGUUUUCCUGUAAUGAUCACCUCAUUUGUAGUACUCAAAUUGGGUUUUCAGUCUUUUGCCUUUGUUCAUGGUAUAACUGAAUUCACUGAUACAUAACUCUUAAGUUAGCCCAACCUAGUCAUAAUAUGUUACAAACUUAACUAUGAUGAGAAAAUAACUCCUGCGUAUCAUAGAAUCCUACAAAAUAUCACGCUGCCCUUCAAAAUUGCAUUUCUAAUGGCUCCCAGGCCAUCACUGAAAUGUUUUUCCUUGUGCUUGUCAGCCUCACAUCUUUCCAAUUCAUCCACAAAAUACCAAAUAUGUCAUCAACCUAACUGAAAUAUAUUACUAUUGGAAAGUCAGCCUAGCUGAAAAUGUAGCUAUAGCUAAAUUUUUGCAACAUAUUAGCAAAAUGUUUGCAUCUUAAAUAACCUUCCAACAUCUUUAUGCAAUCUGCAUGUGGAUGAAAUAAUUUCAUUUGUUAAAUAUAGAAUUUUAACUAGAUUAGAUUCAUAAGCAAUUUACUUAAGACAUAACCCCAAUACAUGCUUAAUUGAAUGCAUACCCUUGUGUAAAUGAGAUACUGACUUAAUUCAUAUGAAGUAACCUACUUUCUAAUGUUAUUGCUUCCAUGGACUUCUGAUUAUCAUUGAUUUCACAAUCGCAUGUAUGAAAAUAACCCCAAACCAUUUAAGUUUAAUCUUUGAAAAACAAAUUAUCUUGAGAUCUUUUAUCUGGGAUAACUUUUGACAUUGCAUGACAACUUCCACUGAUAGUGGGCACAGCAUUUCUUCAAAUGUGCCGUGUAAGUCAGUAGCUGUAUGUGACCUGUAAUAUAUAGCUACUUUCUAUUUCACAACUUUUUAAUGCAUGGAAAUCUUUUUAUUUGUCUAGAUUUAAUACAAAUGUGAGUUUUGAUCUUUUGUAGAAAUUUAUGACAAGAAUUGUGAAAUAAGUUAAUAUGGUUGUGACUUCUCCCAUCACUGAAAGACACCCUAGAAGUCAUAUAAUUGAACACUGAGGCCCAAAGAGCACAAAGAUUGUAAUGUCAAUGUAUAAUUAUUUUUGUAAUUAGAAUUUGAAGAGUCAAAUGAAGGCCACUUCGUGGUUAGGGCUGUAGGAAAACAAACUUGAUCACCCAUGAGGUAUUUUAUCACUGGGAAAUAACCGUAUUUUGGUACAAGUCAAAAGUAAAACGGCUUUGGGUUUUUUUCUGAGGUUCAGGAAAAGAUUUUGGGUGAAAUAAUUGGGGAAAGUAUAUUUCCAUUGUAUAUACUACCUAGCCAUGGUUGUACAGUCUAGUCACAUGUCUUGCCUAGUUGGCUUCAUGUCCCAGCAUAGUUUAUUUUGAUGUGGCUGUUUACAUGUAUGAGAAUACUGUUCCGUUGUGUACAGCUACUAAACUUGCCCUUAAGUGUACUAAACUUGUAACUUUGACAUCAGUAGUAUGGUACACUUAACAAGUGAUGUAAUCAGUGCCCUGAUUCCUGAAAGAGUGGAUUUACGCAAAUCAAAUUAUACUCCAUGUUGAGUUUUUUUCUAACAGGUUUUGGAAUUGACGCCAUACAUGGCUUUGGAAUGCAAUUCAGAAAUAAUCAGUACAUUCUUAAUCAGGAGCUGGAUUUGUGUUUUCUUAGAUUCAUUGGCUUUUUUUUCCCUUUUAUGUAUAAAAUAGAGACUAAGUUCCUCUGUUAUUAAUAAUUUUGGAGAUGGUAAAACUGGAUUGUAUCCAGGACACCACUCUUUUGUCUGCAUUGAACUCUAUAAACCUUAAUUCUCUACAUUCCGGUAUCUGGAUGAAUUUUUUUCAAUCUGUUUCUUAUGGUCACCCAACCAAAUACCAUUGUUUGCUUCAAAAGACAUUUAUUUUAUUCCUUCAGGUAAUUCAAAGGUUUUACUUAUUUUGCCACUCCUAAUUUUUCUUUAAGUGUCCCACAAUUUGUUUCUCUUUUGGUAGUAUACAAUUUUUAAUACUUCUAGAUUUAAAAGUCUAACAUUAAUCUUUGUUGGCUGUACUCCAUUCCCAUCCUAACUGAUAACCAAGAUCCUGCGUGAGUCACAAGUUUUCUUCUAGUUUGUUUAACCAUAGAUAUCCUCUAAAUUACAACAAAAUGUAGUCUAAAGUAGGAAUGUUAUUAUUAGAUGUUAAUCAUAUUAGCUGAUUUAACCCAUCCAUGUUUAAGUGUAACUUAAGAAACCCUUGGUUAACAAUAUAAACCCAGUUUUCCUAAAAAUAGAAAUUUUGUCACUAGCUGCUAUUAUGAAGAGCAUCCCUGUCUUGUUCAUCAGAAUAAAAUCUUGCAGCUGUCAGAAACAUUUGCAUUUUUGGAGAAAUAAUAUUAGAAAAGAAUUUGGUUUCUUCUCCAUUUGGCAAGGUAUAAACUUCUAACCUGACCAGAAACUCUGCUUUUCGUUAUUUUUCUUUUCUCCUUUUACUAAAGGCACAAUACCACUAACUGUGCUUUCACUCUUUUUAAAGUUUUUAUCGUCUCCUCUGAUUUUAUUUAAAACUCUAUUGCUUCCCCUGUCUCUGUUCUCUCCAUUCUUCAGGUUUCCUACACAAAAACACAUGGUUCAUUUUAAGAAUAACAGUGAUCUUGGUCAUUUGUCUUUUAAAAUUGUAUUUCUCAUCCUUUUUGGAAUAAUAUUGAAAGGAAUCAAGAGCUUUUAUUCAGCCCUUUUCAUUUAGAGGCAAAUUCAGUUUUCAGGAAUGGAUAUGAUCACAAGGCCAUAGGUUAGGACCCAGUGCUCCCUUUACCCAUUCCAACAAUGUUUGGCUCGGUUCAUUUAUUAGUGUUUGAGUGUUUUACAAAAACUUGUAUAAGAAGUAUCCUAUCACUACUUCUAUAUGACUGCUAUUUCUGUAUAAUGCAUCAUACUAAUUAUAAAUUGUCUGACCACUGACUUUCAUAGUAAUGAGUCUGAUCUAUAGAACAGACUAUAUAUAUAUAUAUUUAUUUUUUUUUUGCAUCUUUUUCUCCUUAUCUCCCAGUCCAAUUUUGUGGAUGGUAUCUAUUUUCAAAUGCAAAUUUACUCCUUUGGAAUUUGGUUUUGGCAAUAAUAGGAACUAUCUAUAACCUGGGUGAGAUAGGUUAGAAAAUGAACUGAAAGUAAUUGGAAGAGUUCUUCAAGAUGGGAUAAGUCAGUCCUCAGAAGCUCUUUCAAGCACAAUAGUGGGGGAGCUAAGAGGCAGAAAUGAGGGAGAAUCGUGUUCCUCUCAGCGACCUGCAGGUUCACUCUACCAGUUCAACACCACGAAAUACUUUUAAUGUUUCUUCUUCCCACUCCAUACCGUUUUAUCUGAAAAAAAGCAAAUAUGAUAACAAGGCAAAUUAUAAAUAAUCCUUGCACUUUGUAAUGUUUUAAGUUAUCAAACUGCUUUACUAUGUGCAAGGUUUUUUUUUCUCCAGCACUGAGGAUUGGACAGAGAAUGUUCCUAUCCUACUGGUGAGGAACCUGCAGGUUGGCAAAAAUAUCACAGGGCUUGUUCCAAGUCACACAGCAAGUCAACGCAGCUGAGAUUAAAACAUUAACUAGCAGCAGACUGCUAAAUGCAUUUCUGCACCAUAAACUAUAACUUAGAGUGUUUACUGAUUGGAAACUUUGUCAGCCCUGAUCUAAGGACAAUAUAAAACUUACUUCUUGCAUGCAAAACAUGCUUCUGAAGUAUUUUACUUCCACUGUUGAUUUAGCCAGCUAUUUUCUUAAGCAUACUGUAGAAGUUCUCCCAAAUUCCCAAGACUUUUCUGCAUUAGGGAUUAGAUUAAUGACGUGGGUUUUUUUCCCCGUAAAAAAUUUUUAAUAAAGAUCCUGUACUAAAACAGGGAAACCUCCUAAGUAGUAAUGUUUUUAAAAUACUCUUGAAGACUAAGGUCAGCAACUCAUAAAAUUAAAUGUAUUUACUUUAUUGAAAUGCAGGUAAAAGAAAUGCAGGUUACUUGGAAUGUGCUGGGUAAACUGACUAUUUUAAUUCCCAGGCACUCAUAGUAAAAAUUUAAAAUUGUCAGCAUCUCUUAAGAGAUAGUAUUGCCUCCUACUUAUUUGUAUUUGUUUUGUUUUGGGAUUUUUUCCUACCUUUUUCAGCCACAUACAGUCUCCGGGUCAAAGGUUAAAUUUACCUUUACCCAGAGAAUUAAGAAAAAUAAGAUGUAUUUGUAAAAUUUUUAGUAAGCUAUUUAUAGAUAUAAAAAGGUAAGAUAUUUUGGCUACUCUAUCAGUACAUUAUGGGUUACUAAUGAAAAACCCAGGCCAAAUUGCCCUAAAUAGUCAAAUUCCACUUUUGGUGACUCAGUUCAGUAACUGCCUAUCCCUAUUAAUGCCUGUUUGUGAUAUAAAAUGGCUGACGACAUAGGACUUUACAGAGGCAGCUCUUAAGAAAAUAGAUUAAAUAUUUUUUAUCGCUAUGUGUGGUCAUAUUUUUUUUUAAUUUUUAUGAGAUAACGUUGUGAUAGGUGCUUUAAGAGAAAUAUUUUUCCAGAAAUGGUUUUAUAGUAAAAAGAAAGGGCAGCUUUUGCAUUGUGACAUAUGGGUGGAUGGUCAUCUUUGGGUUACUAAGAAAUGAAGUGUUCCCUAAAGAGAAACUUGUAAAACUACUUAACAGUAAGAAAAGCAUUAAUUUCUAGUUUCUUCACUUUAUAUGGUGACCUACCAGUAGAUUCUUGUGCUUAUCAAUAACUUGGUUCCAAUAACUAACUUCUUCCAAGGAGAAAACCGAGUGCUUAUCAUUAGUGGGAGUAAAAUACUCACAAAUCCUUCACCAUGGUGAACUAGAGUAGUACUGAAUUCCCAAUCGAGAAAUAAUUGAUUUCAGAAGUUAAUAUUCUUGUUUCUAGUUGAUUUUUUUCUCUCUUUGGCAUGUAUUUACUAUUUAUUUUAUAUCUUUAAUUUUUUGCUUUGGGGGACUUUUACUUACUGCGGUCCUACUGUAUUUAAAAAUCCCAUACAAUGAAACGUUAGUAAGGAAAAGAUUUUAAAACUCCACAAGUAUCCAUUUUUGGUUAACAUAUGGGGAAAA
Molecule: messenger RNA, 14678 nt
Organism: Hipposideros armiger (great roundleaf bat)
Lineage: Eukaryota; Metazoa; Chordata; Mammalia; Chiroptera; Hipposideridae
Gene: TET1
Product: tet methylcytosine dioxygenase 1
Exons: 13
Coding region: 487-6975 (2162 amino acids)
Biological process (GO): positive regulation of transcription by RNA polymerase II; chromosomal 5-methylcytosine DNA demethylation, oxidation pathway
Cellular component (GO): nucleus
Molecular function (GO): DNA 5-methylcytosine dioxygenase activity; DNA binding; zinc ion binding
Source: RefSeq, a predicted model, not a curated record